AUGGCCGGCGCAGUCAUCAACACCGGCCUGGCCGCCACCAGCGUCGCUGCCAUCCAAACGCACGCCGCCCCCAAGCUCCUCUUCGCGGACUACCAGUGCAUCUGUGUCGCCACCGACGCCCUCAAGAGCAUCGCCAUGGACGCGGCCUUGCUGCUGCUGGUGGUCAUCGACCUCGCCGGCACGUCCAGCUCCACGGUCGUGGUCGGCUGCACCACGCCGUACAGGCUGCUCUCAACCAGCCCUCGUAUCGUGCUGGCCACCGCGCUGGUCCUCUUGGGGUGGACUGGAGCACUCGUCGCCCACACCCAAUCCGCCAAUCGUGGCACCUCGCAAACCCUACCCCUUUCCACCAAUCCUCACAGCCGCCACAAGUCUCCCUCUUCCUCCAUCCUCCCCUCCCGCAUCCCAUCCCCUCUACGCGGCGGCGGCGACAGCAGCUGUGGGCGCGCAGCGGCAGGCGUAGGCGGGCGGUGCAGGGAGGCGGACGCGGUCGGGCCACGGCGGCGGCAGGCGUGGGUGGCUGCGGAAGGGCGCAGCGGAAGCGAGCAGCGCCGGGCGUGCGCGGGGCGGCGCUGGAGGGCGCGGGGCAGGGCGCGGCCGGCGCGUGCGGUGCGUGAACGAGGCGCGCAUGGGGCGGCCAGGCGGGGCGAGCAGCAGCUUGGCGGCAGUAGCGCGCGCGGUUGGCGCCCAGAAGCAGCAGCGGGCUCGCGCGGGCGGCACGGGGCGCGGCGUGCAGAGCCGACGGGCGGUAGCGGGCGGGGCACAUGCGGCCGGGCUCGUGCGCGAGGCGCGGCCAGGGCGUGGCCUGAGGCGCCUAGGGUAGUUGGUGGUGGCUCGCCUUCCGUCCUCGAGCCCCACGCCCGUCCUUCUCUCUGCAUCGCCUCCUCUUCCUCCCCUCCAGGCCUCUCCACCGCGUCGUCACACCUAAACACCGGCGGGAUGAGAGUGAGGGCGGCGAGGGAGAGAGAGACAGGAGGGGAUUCGUGGCGCCAGGGGCUAUGGCGGCGGCAACAUUGGGAAAGGCAGGGGAGGAGGAGGCAGUGGCCGCUGAUGGAGAGGUGCCUCUCCUGCCAUCAAGAUGCAUCCAGAAUGGUGAUGACGAGCGGCCGAUCAGUGUGGCCAUGGUCUUACGAACGACAGAGGCUUCUCUCCCCCCGCCUCUCCUCUUGCCUCUCCUCCUGCCUCUCCUCCAGGUCACAGCUGAACCUCAUUGGAAAGAGAUCGGCCUGGCAGGCAUUUCGAUUUUCUGUCAUGCUUCUAGAUAUCAAACGUGGCUGAGAAAGUUCCAUUUUUAAAAGGGGCUGGAGCUCCAUGGCUUACAGAUCUAACGACCCCUGAUGCUCUUUGCAUAUUUCCCAUGAUAACAUCAAUGUUCGUCAUGCUUCCCUUUGAGGAGCGGCAGGUGCAGAUGCGUGUGCGAGGAGCGCCGUCGGUCGACCAGCGUUCUUUCUUCGUCAGGAAGGGUGCAGCCUGCUACUCAAGCCCCUCUCCUUCGCUCCUUGCAGAGGAGAGGCAUGGGCACCACCACACUUGAGAGAUGGACGAGGACAUGAAGCUUUCGUGGAGAGGACGAGGUGGCCGCCGCAGCACCCCCACGCCGCGGACGCGGAGAUUCCCAUCCUGUCUGCCCCCGAUAACCACUUCGGCGGCGCCAUGAACGGAAACAAUCGCCUCUUCAUGGCAGGCGCAGACCGCAUGGUCGUCUUCCUCUCCGGCUUCUUCUACACCAUCAGACUCAGACCCUCUCCCGCUCCCUCUCCCUCUGCAUCUCUAUAAAAAUAUGCUCAGGUCAACUAGGAGAUGAUGCAAGCCAAGGCGCUCACACCGAUUUAAGAUGGUGUGGGUGAUCAAUAGAAGACAAAUGAAUACACUGAUGGAAGGCCAUGUCAAAGUACCUUUCUAUUUUGUAUUUUAUUUUUGUUUAGGAUCUACUAUAAUUUCCCAAAAAGUUUUUAUUCCUGAAAUUCAUUGUACAUACAUGCUUGGUUUUACUUCAGUUAAUAUAUAAUGGGCAUUCUAUAAUUACUAAGAACUGAUAUGUGAGAGUGUGCCUCCCUGUUUUUGAAAAGAUAACUACUUUUGGUUAUAGAUCAUGACUAGAUUAAGUAGGCUUAUAUAAUAAUUUUUCAUUGUUCCACUCAUAGAAACUUAACUGCUGCAAUGUUAAUACAUUAUAGUCAUCCUUCACGACCUUGUGAUUGGCUGCCAUGUCUGCGCAAUAUCCUGUGACAUGUCGUAUGGUUAUUUUUUGCAACAAAGGUACCUUGUGGUCAGCGGACUUGCCAAGGUAGCGGUGUUUGACCUAGGGUUGUGGCCAUCAUUAUGCUUGAUCGCGAGAUGGCACUAUCCCCUGCGUUGCUGUGGUCAUUGAUGUGGGAGGAACGAUCGGUCAUCGCUCGAUCUCAAGAUGACCAUGACACCUAGGCUGUGGUCAUGUGGCCGCUGCCGACGGGGAAGCAUUCCCAUUAAUUCUGAAUCUGCAAGUUUGGAAUCAUCUCCCCCAUUCAGCUAAGCUACACAUAUUUUGCUUCUAUUUUUUUCUUUCUAGGUCUCGGACCAUCUCCAUUCUGGUAAAUACCUCAUCACAUAAACGUCAUUGGUCCCUGGUGUGCCCAUUCCCUUCCUUACUUUCUCCAUAUUGGUUAUGAUGCAUGGUCUCUUUCCAGCUAUGAGAAAUGAUAUACUGCAUACUGCAUACUAAUGAUAGGAUAGAUGAUUUAUGAUGUACUAUUUUAGAUAACGGUACUAAGUUUUUAUUCCAUAGAUGAUAUUUGGUUUUAUUCUACAUUUUUUUUCCUUUGCAAAGAUAGAUAUUAUAAGAGAUAAAUAGCAUGUACAUGUUAACCUUUUUUUGCGGGGAUGUACAGGUUAACCUUAUAUAGCCUUUUUUAUGAGCGAUAAUCUAACACUUACAAGAUCAUCUUAGGAUUUCCUAAUGGAUCCUGUACACAUUCCACCAAGGAUUAUUUUAGAUGCUAUGCUGAAAGACACUAUAGCUCCCAAAAUCUUUAUACUACACCCAGCCUACAGGAAACGUUGGUAUAGAGACUGUGACUGAGUUUUAUCCAUUUCUGCAGCACUUGCCAAAGAGCACUGUCAAGAGAUUUGUUUUUCGGUCUGAGUCAUCUUGCUACUUUUUCAGGUUUAUUUACAUAUGAAAUCACCAUAAUUUUUGCCAUGGCUCUGGUUCUAGAUAUAGUGCUUAAAAGCACUAUCCCAUCCUGAUUAUUUCCAUACAGUUUUUUGUCUCACUGAAUAUCGUCUUCGAGAACUGGGCAAUCUUUGAGUCCAUGAAGAGCACUCGCACGGUCAAGCACCAUGAGAUCUUCAUCCGCAACGCCGAGUGCGUUGUGCUCUUCACAGACCUUGAAGAUGAGGCCAGAGAGAUCCGCCGCCUACUGGGUUCGAUCGGAUGCCAUCGAUUUCACCCACCGCCAAUGACGACAAGGCCGGUGGCUUUGGCAUUGAGCGAUAUACUUCACCUCACACGUGAAGAAAUAAGAUUUUUGAGGAUUAGGAUUAUUAAUGAAAUAUAAUGAGCAUCUUUUACCACCAAUGGCCUAUGAAGUCUCACCGUAUUAAGACACAUGCAUCACUGUUAGUCAUCCAAGCAAAACCACAGUCAGAUAAAUCAGCUUAAUUAUUCUACUACUUCUUUCAGAUGACAGCUGUUAAACAAGAGGAGGUAGACACAACCAGUGAUACCAGCGGUGACCAAUUACCAAUGGUAAUUCUGAAAAACAUACUUAUGAUUGAUCAGUCUUUUUUUAUCACUUAUGCAUGCAAGUUGAUCAAUUAUGUAAUAAAACAAAUUCUUUCAGGGUCCAGUAGGUGUUCUGUUUGCUAUUCAUUAAUGCUCUGAUUUAUUUGCUGUUACAUGUAAAAGCACUGCUUACUGCUUCCCACUGACCAUAUACAAUAGAUAGUCUUUUCUAUCUUUCACGAGUACACACAAGCUAAUUAGCCCCUCUGUUUGUUUAUGUUGUCCUCUAUUUGCUAUUGCAAACUCUUACCAUGAUCUCCUUAUCUAUUCAACACAAACGAACCACUUGUCAGAAGCACAAUAAGGCAUACGAGUAAAUUCAUCGCCCAUGGAAAGCAAACUCAAUCCAAAAGUUCAAAGGCAAGAAAAUCCAUGGUAAGAGCUACAUUACUCUUCUCAUUCCAUCAACUCUCGCAACAACUACUAAAAGAUAUAACUUUGUACAACUUAACAUAGGUGAGCCUUGCAUCCACUACUUAGAUGAGUUUAGUCACCACAUUGUGUGGGCCAACACAGUUAAGCUCUACAACCAUAAUGUCCGUACACUGCGAAAGAUCAUCCGCAGCACCACCACGCCUGAUAACUACUAUGUGUGCCACAUGACAGAAACAUUUGCAACACAAGGCAAAAGAAUGUACUUUAGCGUUCCUUUUUCUAGGGGUUCCAUUUCCCACACAUGGAUGCUGACCAUGGUGAACUGCCAAUCACUACUGGAGACGGAACUGCCGCUGUCACGGCCCGCUUUAUCAAGGGUGUUGACAAAAGGGCAACCAUCACUGAAGGCUGGAGCGACUUCUUCCGUCAGGCACACAUGAACGAAGGGCAAGUAUACGCUUUCGCCUUCAAAUGCACUUCCAAGGGACUGUGCCUGAUCGUCUACUCAAUAUAAGCAAGUUGCAAGAGCCCCUUGUUAUAUAACUUAGUAUUAGUAUAGAUACCUACCAAGACUUCCGUGUUUAUCAUCCUUUUGGAUCUUAUGUAAUCCCCUAAGACCAUCCUGUGCAUUUAGCUAUCGGUUAUUUGCUGCUUAGACUGCUAUGUGGUAUGCUUUUGAAACAACCUUGAUGGAAGAAAUAUAUGCUAUCAUCUUUAAGUGCA
This is a messenger RNA of Aegilops tauschii subsp. strangulata, 4861 nucleotides long. NCBI's taxonomy places the organism in Eukaryota, Viridiplantae, Streptophyta, Magnoliopsida, Poales, Poaceae. The record is from RefSeq and is a predicted model, not a curated record.